AUGACUGCACUGCGUGUUCUUGUGCUGGUUCGGGCCCCAGCAAGGGCAGUUGGCAGGUGCGAAGCAAAUGGACGACUUUCUGCAGUUCGAGGCACUUUUAAAGAGAAGCGGAAAACUCCAGCGCUGAACUUGCUACGCCCAAUUCACUCUGUCCAUUCUCCGGCUGGCUGCUCCAUGCCGUCUAGCUUGGUGCAUCGUCUCCGUCAGAGCAGGAGAAAUGCUAGUUUGGACAGCACGCCGCUGAGCUUCAUGCACGUGGGGCCACAUCCCCAUGCAGGUGCGACAAAGCAGAUUUCGCUCGCGCUCUUCAACCUUGUGGAGCAUCGCGAUGAAUCUGCAAUAGAUCUGAACGAGGACCAGGCUGGCUUCCUUCGACCCCUUCUUCCGGUCGUGGGUGCCUGGCGAGAGAAAUGUGUCGACUCAGAUGGCAAGCUGCUGCUAUUGCUUCCAGGUUCUCAGAUACCUCCUGGCACAUCUUUGUGGGACGUGAUGGCGACAGAGUUUGCUGCGUUCUUGGCAAGGAAGGCGCCUUGCUACAGUGCCAUGGCGGUUCUUCGAGGCGAUGCCUUCUCCAAGGCUUGGAGCCAGCGCUUCCGCUGCGACAUACAGGAUGCGCGCUUGGUGCGCCACUUCGUGAAUGUUUUUAUGCAAAAGCAUGAAGUGACGGCUGCCACUGACGACGAGAAAGCACAGGUCUGCUACCGCGGACCGCAAUUGUCGAACGGCGUGGAUUUGGCCCUUCGGCAUUGUCGACUCCAGGGCAAAGAGGUGAACUUUCAGGUACUAUCCCGUUCUGCGACAGCGGAGGAAGCCUCUCGUUGUACGGUGUUACUGCAUGCUGCUUCUGCAAAGCCCAUUGGUGCGGAGAAAGGCGGUUUCUUGGCCAUCGUCUUUUACCUCCCCUUUUGCGAGCUCUUCGUGGGCACGGCUGUCCGGGCCACACCGGCUUCUUGGGCCUUUGCCUGCGACUUUUGGGCGGAGUUGGCCGCCCGGCCUUUAUUUUUUCCUUUGUGGUGGCGUUUUGCCACCCUUCUUGUGAAAGCAGCGAUGGCCGAAGAUGAUAAGGGCACUUCGGCUUAG
Molecule: messenger RNA, 1080 nt
Organism: Symbiodinium necroappetens
Lineage: Eukaryota; Dinophyceae; Suessiales; Symbiodiniaceae
Source: the annotation of a GenBank genome assembly